AUGUACCGUGCCAAGUACGUGUACAGGCUGCAGCAGCAACAGCAGCGAGCGAGCUACGAGAUCGACGUUAUAGGUGGUGGCAACGGCUGCUGGAUUGGUGGUAGUGGCAGCGGCGUCAUCUCGUUUAUUAGAAACAUUCUUGGCGUGAGCCUACUAGUAUUCAAUGCUAUCUCAGCUGGAGUCAUCCCCGGGGGAAAAGCUGAUGAACAAUUUGCAAAAAAACACUUGUACCAGCAUCACGAGGCUUCAGUCCCAAGUUCUUAUAUGCAAUUUCACGGACCUGUUGAGGGUCCGGAAUACGAAGUGAAAGUGCCGUACGUAGAUCUCCAUCGUCUUCACCAACAAUUAGUUGAUAACGACGGACACAAUCACCUGGAAAGUAACCAUCAAGACAAAGAUUAUCGUCACGCCGAUGCGCAGCAGCAACAUCACGGCGAGUACGCAAUGGACUACAUGGCAGCACCGAAGUAUCAAUUUUCAUACGGCGUAGAGGAUCAUCAUACCGGCGACUUUCAUAGCCAAAAAGAGUCUCGGGACGGUAGUAGCGUAUCGGGCGAGUACAGCGUGGCGGAACCCGACGGUGGCAUGCGCGUGGUGAGCUAUCGCGCCGACAAGCACGGCUUCCGAGCUAUAGUGCAGAUGCACGGCAAGACCGACCACUACGGCUACCCGGAGGAGGUCGUCGCCGCCGCUGCCGCCGGCCGUCAUCAUUUGCCAGAGGCUUCGGCCUACGUACCCGUCGAGGAGUCAUACGACGAAGAUCGACGACAAUAA
Molecule: messenger RNA, 774 nt
Organism: Trichogramma pretiosum
Lineage: Eukaryota; Metazoa; Arthropoda; Insecta; Hymenoptera; Trichogrammatidae
Exons: 3
Coding region: 1-774 (257 amino acids)
Cellular component (GO): extracellular matrix
Source: RefSeq, a predicted model, not a curated record